UCCUGUCAACGUGCACCUGGCCAGGCCCCUCCUCAUGAUGCGAUGCUCAUCUCUGAACGCCUUAGGGGAGGAACCCUGCCAGCUUGCGGCCAGCGUCAUAUGCAGGGGAAGAUCAUGGGAGGCGUGGAUACCCUCGAGAAAAAGUGGCCGUGGCAGGUCAGUGUGCACUAUGCCGGCUUCCACAUCUGUGGGGGGUCCAUCAUUGAUGAAUACUGGAUCCUGUCAGCCGCCCACUGCUUUGACAGGAACAAGAUUACUGAAGCAUUUGAUAUAUAUGUGGGCCUUGUGGACCUCAGAGUUGCAGGCAGUCACACCCAAUGGUUUGAGGUGAAUAAGGUGAUCAUACACCCCACAUACAAAGUGUACCAUCCUGUUGGAGGCGACAUCGCUCUGGUGCAGCUGAAAACUCGCAUUGUGUUUUCCGACUCUGUGCUUCCCAUCUGUAUUGCACCCCCAGAUGUGACUCUUUCGAACCUUUCUUGCUGGGCUACAGGAUGGGGAUCCAUCUCCCAACAAGGAGACACUUCAGACAAGCUGCAGGAGGUGCAGCUGCCUCUGAUCCCAUUGCGCCUAUGCCAGCUGCUCUAUGGACACACGUCGUACAUUCUGUCGGACAUGCUGUGUGCCGGGGACCUCAGGGACAUGAAGACUGCAUGUGAGGUGGAGUGCCUGCUGCUGUGGUCGCAUUCUCCUGCCAGCCCUUAUGCUGAGGAACUCUGUCCCAGAAAGGCGCCUGUACGCUCCAAGGCAUGCACCCUCUCCCCAUCCGGAAGCUUUAUAGGAGGCAAGGUGGAGGCAGCCAUCACAUGGACCCUACACCAGGCCCAAGGAUCUCAAGUGCCAGCCCAAAGGCCUGGCUCCCGGGAGGCGGCCGCCGGGUCAGAGCACAUGUGA
This is a messenger RNA of Balaenoptera acutorostrata (minke whale), 894 nucleotides long. RefSeq names its product serine protease 38 (gene PRSS38). Gene Ontology annotation, biological process: proteolysis. The record is from RefSeq and is a predicted model, not a curated record. Gene Ontology annotation, molecular function: serine-type endopeptidase activity. The coding region runs from base 43 to 894 and encodes 283 amino acids. Lineage: Eukaryota; Metazoa; Chordata; Mammalia; Artiodactyla; Balaenopteridae. The transcript is spliced from 6 exons.